UCCAAUGGGAAGGCAGAGUGGGGAAUGUCCAGCCAAUGAAUCGGCGGGAAGGGGAACGGGACUGGGGGCGGGGCUCAGUGGCGCUCGCCGCGGGGCGAAGCGGGGACCGGUCUGGUUCGGCUCCGCUCGGCUCCGUUCGGCCCCGCUCGGCCAUGGCGAAGCGGGCCGCGGUCCCCGCCGGGCCCCUCGGGGACGAUUUCUCCUUCGUGAGCCCGGUGGCCAAAUGAUCUCCAUGGUGAUGGUGGCCGUGGGGGUGUACGCCCGGCUGCUGAAGCACGCAGAAGCGGCCAUGGCGUGCCUGGCAGUGGACCCUGCCAUCCUCCUCAUCGUGGUGGGCGUCCUCACCUUCCUCAUCACCUUCUGCGGCUGCGUCGGCUCCCUGCGGGAGAACAUCUGCCUGCUGCAGAUGUUCUCCGUCUGCCUGACCAUCAUCUUCCUCCUGCAGCUGGCGGCCGGCGUGCUGGGCUUUGUGUUCUCUGAUAAGGCCCGCGGGAAGGUCAGCGAGAUCAUCAAUGGGGCCAUCGUGCAUUACCGGGAUGACCUGGACCUGCAGAACCUCAUCGAUUUCGGGCAGAAGGAGUUCAGCUGCUGCGGGGGUGUCUCCUACAAGGACUGGUCCCAGAACAUGUACUUCAACUGCACGGCCGCCAACCCCAGCCGUGAGCGCUGCUCUGUGCCCUUCUCCUGCUGCCUGCACGACACUGACCAGGCUGUCAUCAACACCAUGUGUGGCCACGGGAUGCAGGCCAGGGGCUACCUGGAGGCCAGUGCCUUCAUCCACACCAACGGCUGCAUCGACAAGCUGGUCAACUGGACCCACAGCAACCUCUUCCUGCUGGGGGGCAUCACCCUGGGGCUGGCCCUGCCCCAGCUGGUGGGCAUCGUCCUGGCGCGGCUCCUCAUCAACCAGAUCCGCGACCAGAUCAAGCUGCAGCUCUACAACCAGCAGCACCGGGCAGACCCCUGGUCCUGAGCCCGCACCGUCCCCGCGGCACGGCGGCGCUCCGGGGCCAUUCCCGAUGCCCGGAUCCGCGGGGACAGCCCGAGGGGCUCCGCUGGAGGAGAGGGAACGCGGAUCGGCGGUGGCCGCACAGGAGACUCCGUGCCUUUGGCAGCCGGUGCUGAGCUCGGCCUGGAGGGGCUCUGCUGAAGCAGCGCCGGCGAAUCGCUGUCUGUCUGUCUGUCCGUCCGUCCUGCUGGCGCACAAAGCUUCGCACUGGGAUGUGCUUCCCCUCCCCGCGUGUGCUGGAGAAGGACGUUUGUCUGUCUGUCUGUCUGUCUGUCUGUCUGUCUGCCUGCCCGUGCACCGAGCUGCCUUCGCCCAGGCCGGGCUGCGGGACCGGGGACAUUCCCCCCCGUGGCCGGGAGUCCGUCUCGGUGUCCCUGGCCGCGGGGACAGCCGAGGGCACAGCAGGGCUGACCCAGGCCCAGCCGAGGUGCCGGGCUGUGCCCAUUCCUUGGCUUUCCCGGACAAUAAAGACACGAGGCCGGACGCUCCGAGCUGUGCCAGGCUGCGCAGGCGGGGGACACCGCGGUGGCUCUGGGGGCGGACAGAGGCCGCGCCAGGCCCUGGGCUCUUGUGAGACCCCAAAACGAGGAGGGAACGCGGCUGAGGGCCUGGCCCGGCCCCUCGGAGCUGUCGCAAACCCGUGGGUGGAGUUCUUCGGGGUUGGGUUUUUAGGUUUUGGGUUUUUUUCUUUUAAUUUUCCCCUCAGCUCGGGCUGGGUGGUCCCUCCCGCGGAGGGAGCCGGGAUGCGGCCCAGCGCCCGGCUCUUUGUGUGCGGCCGGGAGGCUUCUCUCCCAUAAAAAAACCUUUUUUUUGGCUUUUUUCCCCCUCAAAAUCCGCCUCAUCCCCCCGCCGAAAUGUGAUUUCUUCUCCCAAAAGUGAUUGCCUCUCCGAGCAAUGGCACCUCCCCGCAAAAAGCGUGAUUUUUUCCCCCUCCAAAACUCACUUUUUUUUCUCAAAACUUCCCCUCUGAAGAGCUACUUCUCGCCCCGAAAAAGCAAGUUUACUCCAAGACGUAGCUGCUCUCCAAAAAAAUGACUUUUCCCCCUCAAAAACCCCAUCUUUUCUCCCCAAAAGCAACUUUUCUUCCCCCUAAAGGGACUUGUCCCCAAAAAAACAACUUUUCUUUACCCAAAAGUGUCUUUUGUCCCCCCCAAACUGAUUCCCCCCCAAAAAUUAACUUAGCCCUAAAAAAAGAACUUUCCUCCACAAAAAUCAAGUUUUCUCCCCCAAAAUUAUCUUUUCUCUCCUAAAAUUGAUUUUUUCCUGAAAAGAGUACCCCCCAAAAAAGAAACUUUUUUUCCCCAGAAAAAGUGUAUUUUGUCCCAAAAAAGUAAGUUUUUUCUCCCCAAAAAGUAACUCUUCCCUUUAAAAAGUAACUUUUCUUCUCCCAAAAGUGGCUUCUUUCCCCACAAAGGCAACUUUUCACCUCCAAAAAGUAACUCUUUACUCACAAAGGCCUUUUCAUCAGAAGGACAUUUUAUUUGAAAGAAAAAAAAAAGGAUCUUUUCCUCACAAGAAGGAAAUUUUCCUUCACAAAAUUGGUAUUUUCCUCAUGUAAAGUGAUGUUUUUGUCACAAAAGAGACUUUUUCCUUCAAAAAUUGGACCUUUUCUUCAUAAGAAUAAACUUUUCCCUCACAAA
Molecule: messenger RNA, 2649 nt
Organism: Haemorhous mexicanus (house finch)
Lineage: Eukaryota; Metazoa; Chordata; Aves; Passeriformes; Fringillidae
Gene: TSPAN33
Product: tetraspanin 33
Exons: 8
Coding region: 5-973 (322 amino acids)
Cellular component (GO): membrane
Source: RefSeq, a predicted model, not a curated record